Panicum virgatum (switchgrass) is the source of this 1598-nucleotide messenger RNA. RefSeq lists its product as uncharacterized. Gene Ontology annotation, cellular component: membrane. The coding region runs from base 46 to 1131 and encodes 361 amino acids. Gene Ontology annotation, molecular function: metalloendopeptidase activity. Gene Ontology annotation, biological process: CAAX-box protein processing. The transcript has 12 exons. NCBI's taxonomy places the organism in Eukaryota, Viridiplantae, Streptophyta, Magnoliopsida, Poales, Poaceae. The record is from RefSeq and is a predicted model, not a curated record.
GUGGCCUUAUCCCUCGUGCCUUCCGGAAGGCCCCAACGGUUUACGAUGGCUUCGUCGCCGUCUCUUCUCUGCCUACGCCCCUGCCCGCAGCUGUGCGGCCACUCUCGCAGCAGAUCUCUGCACCUCCAUCUCUCCAAGCAGAGCCUGCUGCACCCAGUUACCUCACCAAGAACAUGCCGCCGCCCAGUGGCGGGGGCAGUAGCAGGCCCGCUCGUGCCGCGGCCGCCGGGGACCCGGCGGUGGAGGUGGACGGGGCCGACGGCCAUCGUCGCCUGCCGGUGCUCCUCCGACGCCGAGAAUGGGCCGCCCACGCCUCCACAAGAUACGGAGAAAAGCUUGGAUGGGUGGCCUGUCCUUCGCCGGUGGGAUGUGCCGUGGGAGUGGCCAACCAUUUCCCUCACCAUGGUGGCAUGCGCAGUAAGCUUUCUUCUGACAGGAAUGGUUGAGCAAUCUAUUUUGGAGCAGUUAGGUUUUCAAGUUGGGGAGGCAACUCUAGAUGAGAAAGCAGAAGUACUCUUCUUGGGACAAUUUAGCACGACAGUUGUUGUGCUUGGAGCUAUAUUUGGCAUCACCAAUACCUUUCGACCAUUCUCAGAUGACAUCUUUCGUUACAAAUUUGAGGAACCAUUUAAGCUGCAAAAUGGUUGGCUUUUGUGGGCUGGAAUCGGCAUCCUUGUUGCAAUAAUUUCUAUUGCUUUAGCUGGAGCUGCAAUGACAUUUCUGAAUGGUGAAACGCCACAGAGAGAGACUGACUCACUAGUCAUUCUAUUGCCACUGAUUGGCUCAUCAGGUAUCAGCACUGCCUGUCUGCUGGGCAUCACUGGGGUUUUGGCGCCGAUUCUUGAGGAGACCGUCUUUCGAGGAUUUCUAAUGGUGUCCUUGACUACGUGGUUCUCCACACCGUAUGCUGUGCUUAUCACUGCAGCAGUAUUUGCCUUCGCUCAUCUUACACCAGGAGAGUUUCCACAGCUUUUUGUACUUGGUGUUGUCUUAGGAUUUUCAUAUGCUCAAACUCGCAAUCUUCUUACUCCUAUUACAAUACAUGCUGUCUGGAACUCUGGAGUAAUAUUGCUGCUAACCUUUCUUCAGCUGCAAGGUUAUGAUAUAAAGGAGCUGUUGCAGGCAUCUUGAAGAUUUCACUUGAGAACUGUGAAUGAUAGCAACAUCAAGAUGCAACCCAGCCCCAUGCAGCAGGGCCCUUCCAUGCUGUAUAAUAAUCGACAACCGUAGCUGGUGUCUUACCUGCUAACGUUAUUCGGAGGUAACGAUUAGAAGAAGAGACAGUGUCGUGGAUUCGGAAGAAUCAGAAUGGAAAUCCUGCUCUCCGUGUCAUCGUGUGCAUGGAUAGAGAUGGAAACGGUAAAGAAUAUCCGUUAUGAUAGCAACUGCUUGUGUGAGCUGGAGACUGUAAGUUGUAGCAUUAAUGUUGAUACGUGACUUGGACUACUUCCUUGUAAAUCAGGUAUAUUCAGGGAGACGAAAAUAGCCAUAAUCGUGUAGUCCUAGUAAUUCGUCAUUUUUCCCAUUUUCACUUCAUCUAUUAACCACUCUUUGUUAUAAUAUAAUGAAUUAAUGAUCAUUCUUAUCUACCAUAUGAA